AAGGAGUUUGACGGACACGUGACACUGUCUCCGCGGGAGCUGCGGGCCGCGUUGGGGGUUGUGUGUGUGCCGCGUGGUCAUGUUUCUCCAGUAUUACCUCAACGAGCAGGGAGACCGGGUCUAUACGCUUAAGAAGUUUGACCCUAUGGGACAGCAGACCUGUUCAGCGCAUCCCGCUCGCUUCUCCCCUGAUGACAAGUACUCCCGUCACCGAAUCACCGUCAAGAAACGCUUCAAGGUGCUGAUGACCCAGCAGCCGCGCCCUGUGCUCUGAGGUCCCUUACUUAGCUCUCGUGUCUCUCCUGCUACCCCUCAGGGACUUUCCGAAACCAGAGGCUCUUCAAACUGGGAGCCGUGAAGGCUUCUCAGCACCCUUGCGCUUGGGAAUCCGGUGUCCUCGUUGCCUUCGAGCCUGCUCCUGUGAAGCAGUCAUGGUAGCAUCCCUCUGAAGGGAACUAAUUAGAAUCGUUUCACAUUUUGGAUCAGAUCGAGGUUAUUAAAAUGAUUUGAACGAG
This is a messenger RNA of Nyctereutes procyonoides (raccoon dog), 515 nucleotides long. It is a transcript of the gene NOP10, whose product is annotated as NOP10 ribonucleoprotein. The record is from RefSeq and is a predicted model, not a curated record. Gene Ontology annotation, cellular component: box H/ACA telomerase RNP complex; box H/ACA snoRNP complex. Gene Ontology annotation, molecular function: box H/ACA snoRNA binding; telomerase RNA binding. The transcript is spliced from 2 exons. Gene Ontology annotation, biological process: positive regulation of telomerase RNA localization to Cajal body; snRNA pseudouridine synthesis; ribosome biogenesis. Lineage: Eukaryota; Metazoa; Chordata; Mammalia; Carnivora; Canidae. The coding region runs from base 80 to 274 and encodes 64 amino acids.